Messenger RNA from Sus scrofa (pig), 2644 nucleotides. Lineage: Eukaryota; Metazoa; Chordata; Mammalia; Artiodactyla; Suidae. The record is from RefSeq and is a predicted model, not a curated record.
UGCGGGUUUCGCGCCUGCGCAGUGCGGCGCCUAGAGGGAAAGCGAGAGGGAGACGGACGUUGAGAGAACGAGAAGGAAGGAGAGAAAAUGGCGUCCACGGAUUACAGUACCUACAGCCAAGCUGCAGCCCAGCAGGGUUACAGUGCUUACACCGCCCAGCCCACUCAAGGAUAUGCACAGACCACCCAGGCGUAUGGGCAACAAAGUUAUGGAACUUAUGGACAGCCCACUGAUGUCAGCUAUACGCAGGCUCAGACCACUGCGACCUAUGGGCAGACUGCCUAUGCAACUUCUUAUGGACAGCCUCCCACUGUAGAAGGGACCAGUACAGGAUAUUCUACUCCAACUGCCCCCCAGGCAUACAGUCAGCCUGUCCAGGGGUAUGGCACUGGUGCUUAUGAUACCACCACUGCUACGGUCACUACCACCCAGGCCUCCUAUGCAGCUCAGUCUGCAUAUGGCACUCAGCCUGCUUACCCAGCUUAUGGGCAGCAGCCGGCAGCCACCGCACCUGCAAGACCACAGGAUGGUAACAAACCCGCUGAGACUAGUCAACCUCAAUCUAGCACAGGGGGUUACAACCAGCCCAGCCUAGGAUAUGGACAGAGUAACUACAGUUAUCCCCAAGUUCCUGGGAGCUACCCCAUGCAGCCAGUCACAGCACCACCAUCUUACCCUCCUACCAGCUAUUCCUCUACACAGCCGACUAGUUAUGAUCAGAGCAGUUACUCCCAGCAGAACACCUAUGGGCAGCCGAGCAGCUAUGGACAGCAGAGUAGCUAUGGUCAACAAAGCAGCUAUGGGCAACAGCCGCCCACUAGUUACCCCCCCCAAACUGGAUCCUACAGCCAGGCUCCAAGUCAAUAUAGCCAACAGAGCAGCAGCUACGGGCAGCAGAGUUCAUUCCGACAGGACCACCCCAGUAGCAUGGGUGUUUAUGGGCAGGAGUCUGGAGGAUUUUCCGGACCAGGAGAGAACCGGAGCAUGAGUGGCCCUGAUAACCGGGGCAGGGGAAGAGGGGGAUUUGAUCGUGGAGGCAUGAGCAGAGGUGGGCGGGGAGGAGGACGCGGUGGAAUGGGCAGCGCUGGAGAGCGAGGUGGCUUCAAUAAGCCUGGUGGACCCAUGGAUGAAGGACCAGAUCUUGAUUUAGGCCCGCCUGUAGAUCCAGAUGAAGACUCUGACAACAGUGCAAUUUAUGUGCAAGGAUUAAAUGACAAUGUGACUCUAGAUGAUCUGGCGGACUUCUUUAAGCAGUGUGGAGUUGUGAAGAUGAACAAGAGGACUGGACAACCCAUGAUCCAUAUCUACUUGGACAAGGAGACAGGGAAGCCCAAAGGCGAUGCUACAGUGUCUUACGAAGACCCACCAACUGCCAAGGCUGCCGUGGAGUGGUUUGAUGGAAAAGAUUUUCAAGGGAGCAAACUUAAAGUUUCUCUUGCUCGGAAGAAGCCUCCAAUGAAUAGCAUGCGGGGUGGAAUGCCACCCCGAGAGGGCAGAGGGAUGCCGCCACCGCUCCGUGGAGGUCCAGGGGGUCCAGGAGGUCCUGGGGGACCCAUGGGUCGCAUGGGAGGCCGUGGAGGAGACAGAGGGGGCUUCCCGCCAAGAGGGCCCCGCGGUUCCCGAGGGAAUCCAUCUGGAGGAGGAAACGUCCAGCACCGAGCUGGAGACUGGCAAUGUCCCAACCCGGGGUGUGGAAACCAGAACUUCGCCUGGAGGACAGAGUGCAACCAGUGUAAGGCCCCAAAGCCCGAAGGCUUCCUCCCACCUCCUUUCCCACCGCCAGGUGGUGACCGUGGCAGAGGUGGCCCUGGUGGCAUGCGAGGAGGAAGAGGUGGCCUCAUGGACCGUGGUGGUCCUGGUGGAAUGUUCAGAGGUGGCCGUGGUGGAGACAGAGGUGGCUUCCGUGGUGGCCGGGGCAUGGACCGUGGUGGCUUUGGCGGAGGAAGGCGAGGUGGCCCUGGAGGGCCCCCUGGACCUUUGAUGGAACAGAUGGGAGGAAGAAGAGGUGGCCGUGGAGGACCUGGAAAAAUGGAUAAGUAUGUGGUAGUGGAAACCAGCUGUGAACCUCUGGACCGGUUGGGUCAGUGGCCCUGUCCUGUGACUAGAGCAGGUCUCAAUGGCUCCACGGGAAGGAAGGGAGAUGGGAUGCCCAACCCAGGGCUCAGGCUGUGGGAGGGGCCUUCCUUCCUUCCCCCAUUUCAACCCAUCACCCCUUUUUCAUUUUGCCCAGCAGAGGCGAGCAUCGUCAGGAACGCAGAGACCGGCCCUAUUAGACGCAGAGACCCCGCAGAGCUGCAUUGACUACCAGAUUUAUUUUUUAAACCAGAAAAUGUUUUAAAUUUAUAAUUCCAUAUUUAUAAUGUUGGCCACAACAUUAUGAUUAUUCCUUGUCUGUACUUUAGUAUUUUUCACCAUUUGUGAAGAAACAUUAAAACAAGUUAAAUGGUAGUGUGCCGAGUUUUUUUUGUUUUGUUUUCUUUUAAAGAUGGUUGUUUAACUAAGACUAAACAAUGGGAAUCCCUUGUGAGCAUGCUCAGUGUCUUUGUGAAGAACCAAGAGGGCCUCUUAACUGUAACAAUGUUCAUGGUUGUGAUGGUUUUUUUUUUUUUUUUUUUUUUUAAAUAAAAUUCCAAAUGUUUAUAAA